GUUGUUCGCUUCCCUCAACAAGAAGUUUCCGGUGAAAGAUCUGGGGGAGUGUACCUGGUACGACGGGUGUGCUAUCGCCAUGGAUGUAGAAAAUGGCAUCACCAAGCUGUCCCAGACAGCAUACAUUGAGAGUAUGCUGAAGCGGUUUGAUGUGACCACGACCGCUUUCACCCCUGCUGCCACCGAUGCCGACCUAGGGCCGAAGAGAGAUGACGAGCCCGCGGUGGACAAGCCUGUGAGGGAGGCGAUCGGAUGCCUGAUGUGGACGAAGCUGACGAGGCCAGACAUCGCCCUGCCUCUGAACAAGCUCCAGAAGAUCGCCCACUCACCCACCGGGAGGAUAUGGAACUCGCUUGUGCGGAUCAUGUCCUACCUGAACUGCACGAAGGACUUCGGCAUCACCUACGUACGGGGGUCAGGACUAGACCUAAGCGUGUUUGUCGAUGCCAGCUACGCUGACAACGAAGUAGACAGGCGUUCUACGACCGGGCUAGCUGGCGUGAAGGAGGCGUUGUUUGUGCGUGGCGUUCUGUCGUUCAUAGCGCCCGAGACGAGUGGGGCGAAGAUCAAGGUCCUUGAGGACAACAAGGGGGCUCUCGCCUUAAUCGAGAACCCGUUCAGCUCAGCGAGGAGUAAGCACAUCGACGUGCGGUUCCAUUUCAUUCGCGAGCUAUUCAAGCUNUUGGUUUAUGUGGUGGUUUUAGCACUUGACAAAUAUGACCAUGGUUGCCGCUUCUCGUCAGCUCAAGCCAAGGCCGCGGCGCCAGUGAUGAGGCGGGGGGAGAGUCCUCGCCGGACACCGGGGGUAGUAGUGAGGGCGGAGACGGCAAGUGGAAGGAGCCGGAGAGGAGAAAGCCUGGGCCUGAGGAGGAAAGCUCUGGCAAAGGGAGAGAGGGAGCUUCUGUGGCUGCUCAUACCGAAGCACUUAGCGUCCAAGCACUCGGCCAAGAAGGAUAAGGAUGACGAGUGGUGGGAAUGCCCACAGGCCCUCUCGAAGAAGGUCGAGAUGACAGCACGGGUCGAGGAAGUGCAAAAGGACGGCAACCUGGAACUCGUCGCGAAGAAGGUCACAGUCGACAUGGGGAGGAAGAUGGAGGGACUGUCGCGGGAGGUCAUCGUGGAAGAGCUGAGGACCAUCUUCAGCGCUCACCGGACGGCAUGGAAGAAGAGGCAGGAGGAGAAGAAGAGUUUCAGCGGCGAGAGUGACGAUGGUGAUGACGACGGAACGGAGGUGAGGUUGCAAUGCACGACAGGAGACACCCAUGGUUAG
Ectocarpus sp. CCAP 1310/34 is the source of this 1270-nucleotide messenger RNA. The record is from the annotation of a GenBank genome assembly. NCBI's taxonomy places the organism in Eukaryota, Phaeophyceae, Ectocarpales, Ectocarpaceae.